Messenger RNA from Carcharodon carcharias (great white shark), 2914 nucleotides. Its product is annotated as sialomucin core protein 24-like. The coding region runs from base 222 to 1214 and encodes 330 amino acids. Lineage: Eukaryota; Metazoa; Chordata; Chondrichthyes; Lamniformes; Lamnidae. The record is from RefSeq and is a predicted model, not a curated record. The transcript is spliced from 4 exons.
AAUGACAGCAAGGCAGAACUUGUUAGUGCUCUUGCAGUGAGACAGGUGGUGUGGUUUACAGUCAAGUUAUAGGUACAUCAAUCUGCAGCAACUUUAACUCUUCAUAAAAUUGCCUAAACCGGGCACCAGUGGAUUGUCUGAAACUCUACCAGCUUUGAAAUUGGGGAUAAACUUAGAAAAUUGAGGAAAGUUAAAAGCUAAAAGCAGUAGAAGGAAGCAAUAUGAGACCCAGGAUUCGGCCUACUGCAUUUUACAUUAUAUUUACUCUAUGUGUUGUCUUAGCUGUGAAUUCUGCUGAUUCAACAGGUCAAAAGGUUUCUGCCAUUUCCAAUUCACUUAGCAAUGAGGGUAAUUCUUCUGGAGAUCUUAAUAAAACUGGCUCUUCUAAUAAUCUCUUUGCAACUGGAUCCAGUCAGACAGAGGCUGUGUCACUUUCCACAUUGAAACAGAACCCAACAAGUAGCAACAUGAACUCCUUAGCCCCUGAGACUACUGUUGCCACAUCAACCAAUUCAAUGAAGCCUUCUGUGCCUGAUAGUUCUCAGUCUCCUUUGACACAAAAAACAACAGUUCAAACAACACUACCCCAUGUCUCAGGUCACUACAUGCCUGAGUCCUCCGUAACUUCAACACUUGGUUUAAGAGCUACAGAAAGCCAAAUUAGUUCAACACGUCAAGUUUCAACAUCAAUAUCAACACCUAUACUGAAGCCUACGCAGACAGAAUCCACUGGAACAAGUAGGCAACCAACUAUCACUGACGUCACCCAACCUUAUACAGGCUCAUUGUAUUCAAUCCUAACAACUGGAACGUCAGGCACAGGAUUGCAUCUCAGAAAACAAGAAAUAAUUCUGACCAUCUGCUUGAGCACCAUUCUUGGAGUUGUCAUUCUAACCAUUAUUAUGUAUAAUGUUACCAAAUGUAAACGAAGGAGAGCACAGUAUUCACAUCGCCCUCUCUAUGCCAGUUCAUAUGAGGAGCCAGGAGGAAGUUACAAUAUUCCAGAUGACACAUUGGUAAUUUCAGGAGGUCUUUAUGAUGAAUCACGUGUUUAUAAUCCCAACAUGACCGUUCUUGAAGAAGAUGAUGAGCUUCACAGUGAAUAUCCUGCAUUUACUUCCAAGUACAGCCAAUUCAGACUGGAAUUUUUACCAGAGGAAAGGGAGCUCACAAGUCAAGGAUCUUCCUUUAGUACAUUUCAAGCACAAUCAUAGCCUUAUUAUAAUCUGCUAUGCAAAUUCUGAGUUGCCCAUGUUUCACAAAUAGGCUUUCAUCAAUAAUAAAACAAAUGAACAAUAGUAGAUUUUUGUACUUUGACCCUAAGCCUCCAUAACUGAAUUUCCAAACUGAGCAUCUAUUCUGCUGUGUAUGCACCUCUGUAUCUGUACCCCAGAUUCCAAAAGAUACCCUGGAACACUUGGAAUAAAUGUCCAAAUCAAUUUGCAAAAAGAAAAUUCAGUUGUCAAAAUGGAAAAUAGUCUUAUUUUCCUGAAUUUUGAAAAAAGGCUAAAAAUGUAGAACAGUAUUUUCUUCUCAAUCUGUGCACUUAAUUUAUUUAGAGCAAUGUUCCCAGGAAAAUAAUUUUCUAAUGAGCAUAAAUCAGGUAUGCACAGUCCUAAUUUAUAUCAAGGUACAAAUAUAGUUAUUUCUGAUAUGACAGCAUGGAAAUCAAAAAUCAGCCUGUUUGAAAACUAUCAGUCACUUAAAUGCACAAAUAUUUGUCCUCAGUGCAUACUUUCAUUUGUUAAAAAAACAAGUCUGAUCACUGAGCUGUCCUCAAGUACCUUUUUGUGAAUACAUCCUAAAACAAGCCUUUUGGGAAUUGUCAUCUGAGAGCUUGCAGCAUCUAUCCAUACCAACCUGUUCCCUCCACCAGCUACACGAUAGCUCUCUAGCAGUUUUGAUCAUGGUGGACAGAGAAGGAAGAAUAGCAAAUUUAACUUGGGGAAAUGCAUUAUUUGCACAGUGGAAACAGUGAAUAUUCAGCUUUCAACAACAAAACAACUUAAUAAAACAUCUCAAGCACUUUGCAGGAGCAUUAUAAAACAAAGUAUGACAUCAAGCCACAUGGGAGAUAUUGGAUCGGAUGGCCAAAAGUUUGGUCAGAGGGAAGUGAGGCUCAGGGAGGGUAGUUCAGAGCUUGGGACCCAGGUAACUCAUUUUUAAAUUCAGAGGACAUUUUUAAGAGUCGGUUUGGAUUCACAUGUAGGCCAGACCAGGUAAGGACAGCAGAUUUCCUUCCCUAAAGGAUGUGAACCAGAUUGGUUUUUACAACAAUUGACAAUGGUUUCAUGGUCAUCAUCAGACUUUUAAUUCCAGAUUUUUAUUGAAUUCAAAUUUCACCAUCUGCUGUGUUGAGAUUCAAACCCAGAUCCCUGGAGCAUUACCCUGGGAUUCUAAAAUAUUACUUUAGCGACAAUACCACUAUACCACUGUCUGCCCUUAAGUGAAGGCUUAGUAGAGCGAUGGUGGACUGAUUAAAAUUGAGGAUGACCAAGAGGCAGAAAAUAUCCCAGAGGAUUGUGGGGCUGGAUGAACAGAUGAACUAUUUUAAAAUUAGGGUUAACUGAUUCUCAAACUUUAAGCAGAUUCAUUCCCGUUAACAAUUCACAUUAAAUACAUUUCUUAUUGAUCUGUUUAAAAAUAGACUUAACAGGUACAAUGCCUUGACUUUCAGUGAUACAGGAAUAUGGCCCGUUCCACGGGUAACUAUUUUGCAAUAUUUAUUAUGGAAGGGCUGUAAUUGGUGGUUAUAUCUUUCAGCACAAUGUUUAAACAUAUCUCUGAGUCUGAAACCUGAUUACAAUCUAUUUUAGAGUUGUAUAGAUUUAUUUUUUAUAAAUAGUUUUAUAUCCUGGCAUGUUUAUCAGUGGAUUUCUCCUGAGUACUUAUUAAAGUUAAACCUUUUCCCAAA